GUGGAAGAGACGCCCCGGCUAUUCGUUGUGACUGGCUUCAUGUCAUGUGCUAUUCAUUGGCCCCAUGUUAUGGGCUAUCGACUGGCCGCUGUGUCAUGUCAUGUGCUAUUGACACCAUAUCGCUGAGGAGUCGGUUGUGUGCAUUGUCUUCAUCCUACCACCACCAUGCCCAACAGUGUGGAGGGGGAAAAAAGAGACUCAUACGAUGAGGAUGUCAACAUCGUCGCCACAGAAGAUAAUCAACACAUCCUGCACUCCGAGAUACGCCAGGCUGCUGAAAGGAGGCUUGUGCGGAAACUCGAUUUCCGCUUGCUGCCAACAAUCGUAAUUAUAUUCAUCAUGAACUACAUCGAUCGUGUCGCGAUAACAUCUGCUAGACUGAAAGGUCUAGAGACGGACCUCGGAUUGACUGACAUCCAGUACGACACAGUCGUCGCGAUCUUAUAUGCCUCUUAUUGUCCAGCACAGAUCCCGUCCAACAUGCUUCUCAAUUAUGUAACCAGACCGUCCUUCUACAUUGGUACUUGCGUAGUGCUAUGGGGACUAACAAGUGCUCUGACUGGGGUGACACACAACUUCGCCAGCAUCAUCGCCUGUCGGAUAUGCAUCGGUCUACCGGAGGCGGCUUUUUAUCCGGGUGCCAUGUAUCUACUUUCUCGAUGGUACACUCGAAAGGAAUUGGCAUUUAGGUCUGCUAUCUUGUACUCAGGACUUUUGGUAUCGAAUGCCUUUGGCAGUUUGAUCGCUGCAGGCAUACUUGGCAAUAUGCAAGGCAAAUUAGGCAUUGCGGCAUGGAGAUGGCUCUUUUACAUCGAAGGUGCCAUUACAAUAUUCAUUGGGUUCCAAGCCAUGUGGCUACUCCCUGAUUAUCCGAACAACACUCGGUGGUUGACGCCAGCGGAGCGCCGAUUGGCACAGGUGCGUCUGGCAGAGGAUGCCGGCGAAGCCGAUCAAGACUCUGCAGAAGCUUCGGUAUUCGAAGGAUUCAUGAUGGCCAUCAAAGAUCCCAAGGUUCCAAUUUUCAUGCUUAUGUGCUGUGCACAGUUGCUGGGUUUGAGCUUCGUCAACUUCUUCCCAACCCUUACGGGCACCCUCGGAUAUUCGACGACUGCGACUCUUCUAAUGUCUGCUCCUCCGUGGAUCUUUGCCGCUAUCUGCACCCUCGUCGGAGCUUGGCAUGCUGAUAGGACAGGGGAGCGCUUUUUCCAUCAAACGGGUUGGUGGUGGGUGGUUAUGGUUGGCUAUAUCAUUUCUCUGUCGACUAUGGCAACUGCCGGGAGGUAUUUCUCUAUGUUUCUGAUGACCACCGGGUACUGCGGAUUUACUCUAACAUUGGUCUGGGUGGCCAAUGCAAUUCCACGACCACCUGCAAAACGGUCAGUUGCAAUGGGUCUGGUCAACGGUUUUGGUAACUUGGGAAACUUAAUGGGAUCGUAUAUCUGGAAGGCAAACUGGAGUCCAAAAUACCAUCAAUCUAUGAUUAUUGCGUUGUGCUCCCUUGCGCUGGCAAGUCUUCUUAGUUUUGUGAUCCGUUUCAUGUUAGUCCGCGAAAACAAACGGAUGGAACGAGAGGAGAUGGAUCUGAUGCACGGUCCUGAACGUCAACGAAUUGAAGAAGCUGCUAAACUGGAAGGAGUUACAUUUGAAGAGGCAAUCGAGCGUCGGAAAGGCUUCCGCUAUCUGUACUAGUAAGAUUUCAUAGUAUGUAGUCGUACUUAGUUCUAAGUACUGCGAUGAGAUAUUUUGAACUCCGAUGACAGCAGUUUCGGUUCCAUAAAUGUUCAACGUUUCAG
Molecule: messenger RNA, 1793 nt
Organism: Suillus paluster
Lineage: Eukaryota; Fungi; Basidiomycota; Agaricomycetes; Boletales; Suillaceae
Product: major facilitator superfamily domain-containing protein
Exons: 20
Coding region: 166-1689 (507 amino acids)
Biological process (GO): transmembrane transport
Cellular component (GO): membrane
Molecular function (GO): transmembrane transporter activity
Source: RefSeq, a predicted model, not a curated record